Cooperia oncophora is the source of this 447-nucleotide messenger RNA. NCBI's taxonomy places the organism in Eukaryota, Metazoa, Nematoda, Chromadorea, Rhabditida, Trichostrongylidae. The record is from the annotation of a GenBank genome assembly.
AUGGCUGAACCGUCUAAUCCGCUCGAAGGAAGGGUUGUCAUCUGUCCGUACAACCUUAACCAUCGCGUUGAACCAGAGCUAUUUCAUGAUCAUCUUCGUGAAUGUCGACUGAGAUACUGCCGACAGAAUGGGCCAAAUCUGCGACUAAUAAGAUGUAAGGUGAACUCUCGUCAUUUCCUGCCCGAAGUAGAAAUCCCUUUCCACGAGAAACAAUGCGAGGACGAAAUUUAUCGCCAAAUUAUUGAAGACUUGAAAAGGGAGCCGGUUCCAGUCAAAGUGCCAAGUUCGGAUUCCAGUGAUAACGAAGAGGGACGCGGUAAUGACUCUGAUUCUUCUGUCAGUUCUGGUGAUACGGACUACUCGACGUCUAAGGAUGAACUAUUACGCCGUAUACUAGAAGGUCCUGACCCAAACGAAAGUGACGAGGAGGAAACCGAGGCCGAUUAG